Molecule: messenger RNA, 3578 nt
Organism: Stegostoma tigrinum
Lineage: Eukaryota; Metazoa; Chordata; Chondrichthyes; Orectolobiformes; Stegostomatidae
Gene: arl1
Product: ADP-ribosylation factor-like 1
Exons: 6
Coding region: 217-762 (181 amino acids)
Biological process (GO): vesicle-mediated transport; intracellular protein transport
Cellular component (GO): Golgi apparatus; cytoplasm
Molecular function (GO): GTPase activity; GTP binding
Source: RefSeq, a predicted model, not a curated record
UUGAAUCUUGAUGAAGAGCUGAUUUUUCGCCAGUGUCGGGCACGAGGUAAAUGGCUGGUAUUUAAGCGGAGUCCGGGGGGUGGAAAAGGUUGCUUAUUUUUCGCGGAUUCCGAGGCGCGAAUCUGCGGCGUCAGGAAACGGGCAUUAGGCCUCAGGCUCUACCGGGGAGUGCGCGCGCAGCCUGGGGACGACGGCCACGUCGGAGCAAACAGCGAGAUGGGUCUGUGGUUUUCCACUUUGUUUUCCGGCUUGUUUGGGUCACGGGAAAUGAGAAUAUUAAUCCUGGGUCUGGAUGGAGCAGGCAAGACCACAAUUCUCUACAAACUGCAAGUUGGUGAAGUUGUCACCACCAUUCCCACAAUUGGCUUCAAUGUUGAAACAGUAACCUACAAGAACCUUAAGUUUCAAGUGUGGGAUUUGGGUGGACAGACCAGUAUUCGGCCUUACUGGCGCUGUUAUUACUCCAACACCGAUGCUGUCAUCUAUGUAGUAGACAGUUGUGACAGGGACAGAAUGGGAAUCUCCAAGUCAGAACUUGUUGCCAUGUUGGAGGAGGAGGAACUGAAGAAGGCUGUUUUAGUUGUUUUUGCAAAUAAGCAGGAUAUGGAGCAGGCUAUGACUCCCACAGAUGUGGCCAAUUCACUUGGUUUGCCAGCAAUGAAGGAUCGGAAGUGGCAGAUAUUCAAGACCUCUGCAACCAAAGGUUAUGGACUGGACGAGGCAAUGGACUGGUUGGUUGAAGCCUUGAAGUGUAGACAGUAAAAACAGCUGACUUUCUUUCUACUGCAAGAGAUGCAACAGCUACAGCCACUGUUCCCAGCACCUCCUGAGGUCUUAUUAUACAAGAGCCACUUGUUCUCAGCGUGCUCCAUUUUACUCCAGAUUUUGUUUUUGCAUUCUCUUUAUUUAUGUGGGUGUUUUUGUUUUUGGCAAUAAAUUAACACUUUUAAUUAAGAGACUAGUUAAACUGUUAACUUCACUUUCUGGCUGCAGUGAACCUUAUCUUUUAGUUGCUUCCAUUUAACUUUGAUUAUACAAACACUAAACAUUCCUUUCUUCACAUGGAAGCAUAUUCUUGGGUGUGAGUUAUGCUUUGCCUGAGUAAUGCCUUUUAAGGUUUCUGAAUCUAGCUUUAAUAUAAAAGUGGGCUGUUAGAUUCUUGGCUUUUGAGCUAAUUGUAUUUAAAGUUGAUUUAGAAUGGGGUAAGAAAUUCUGAUAUGUUUCCUUUUUAAGCCAGUGGCUUGAGUUCAUUCUGUAAAUACUUUUGUCUUUGUACAAAGCUACUGAUUCACUCACUGGUCAUUCUAUUCAGGAACUUGUGGAAAAGUUUUUAGGAACUGAAUUCUGAGAAGCAGAAUGGGGGGGGGGAGGUGAAAUGACUGACUAUGGAAAGAAGCCAUUCAGCCCAUUAUGCCUAUGCUGGCUCUUUUGGACAUGGCCAAGAGAUGGGUGGCAUGCACUAAUAUUGGUGAACUAAUAAUCCAGAGAUGAGGAUUCAGUUCCAUUUAUGGCAACUGCUGGAAUUUACACUUUAAUUCUGUGAUAGAAAGCUAGUCUUGUAAAGCUUAAUGUGAAGUUAGCAUUGUUGCAAAACCCUGUCCCUGUCUGGUUCGCAGAAGGAAAUCUACCAUCCUUGCAUGGUCUGGCCAGUAUUGCUGUGAGUCAGGAGUUUGUGUUAACUCUUCACUGUCUUUGAAAUGGUCAGGGCAAGUCACUCCUUUUUUUUUGAGCAAUUGGUGAUGGACAACAAAUGAUGGCCUUGUCACAUCCCAUGGAAAAUUAACCACCACGCCCCCACCCCAGCUCUUUCUCUAUGACCCUGCACACUUCCCAAUUUGUCAACUAUUGACUUGAAGUUCCAAGUUUGUUUCUGUGCUUAGGUAAGAUGUAGUACAGAAACCUUUUAUUUGAUUCAAUGUCAAGAUGACAAAUUUAUUCACCACAUCUAGCCUGCAUUGGCAAGGGUUUAGAUUUCUCUCUCCCUCGCUAAUUCCUGGCUUUUGAUUUUUGGGGACUCCCCCACUCUGAGCCCCACAUUCCUGAGAUUUAAAGGAGCUUCUUAUGGACAUAAGAAUUAGCAGGAGUAGGUCGCUCACUCCUUGGGACUGUUCCUCCAUUCAGGUAAGGUCAUGGCUGAUUUGAUAAUUCUGCAUUCCCACCUCCCAGUGAUGACCUUUUUACCCCAACUCUGCUCACCAAGAAUCUCUCUACUGCUGUCCUCAAUAUCAGAAGACUGCUUUUACUAGCUACGAGGAAGAUUUCCAAAGGUGCUUAACCACCUCUGACCUUUGAGGAAAUGUUGAGCAAGUUAGGUCCAUACCUAUUAUAGCUCAGAAGAAUGAGGUGAUCUUACUGAAAGAAACUUCCUGAAGAUGCAGGGGUAGGGAUAUACCCCAGAGAUUAUGUCUGCUUGUGCAAGAGACUAAAGGAGGGCAGGGGGUGGUUUCUAAGUUUAAGAAAGUGAGGUCUACCUUUAAGGCAGGUAUAAAUAUUUCUUCUUGUAAAGAUUGCUACCCUGUACCAUUCUCUUCCUCCAGUGGAAAGUGGGUCUUCAAGUUUAUUCAAAAGUGAUUUUCGAGAUUUUUGUUGUCAUGAGUUCUGGGAGCGGGUAGAUGGGAAAAUGGAGUGACAAUCUCAACCCAGAUAAGCCAUGAUCGUUUGGAAUGGUGGAACAGGCUCAAAGGGCUGAACCACCUACUCCUGCCAAGAUCUAAUGGCUAUGAUCAAAGUACCCUGUUGUUUGAUUACUAAAAAGAAACUAAUUCCUGAGCCAUGAAACACCUUAUUCACCUAUGGCUUUGGUACCUGUCACAAGCUUUUUCAUCUCUUUUGGCUACAGCUUGAAAGGAUUUUAUUUUUUAAGGGGUUAGAAUGAAGGGGGUCAUCCUCAGAUCCUGCUUGCAAGGGGACUUUUUAAAAUAAUUACAGCAACACCAGUCUCAUUCCUACAAUUGGAAUAAGCAUGGUAGGAUGCUGACAGUCAACACUUGUAUCACCCCAAGCUGAUACAGGAACUCACUGACUUAAUGUUGGCUCCUCUCCAACAUUGCUACCAAUUUAAAAUUUGCCCCCUUGUUUUUUUAAGUCUCUCCCAGUAAUCCAUUUAUAUAAAACUUUUGUUCUACAACCUUCUGCAAUCUGUGCUCUGCUGCUUUGUACACAACCAGCUCUACCAUUUGGUCACUGUAACAUCAGCUCCUUGGGCCUAAUUCUGGAAAUCCCUCUCUGAAAUCUCCUGGCCUUUCUCCUUCCACAGUUCUGAAACCCACAACUGGGCCAAUGUUUUGCUGUGUUGUAGGAACUGAGUAGCAAAACAGUUAUUAAAAGCAUCACAAUUUCCCAGACUGCUUCAAUUAUUCCAUCACUGUUCAUCAACAUUUUUUCAAUUCUUCAAUUUUACUUUUAAAAAUGAAUUAAAACUAUUUCUGAUACUGGUGAGAGCUAUCAUGUCUUGUUGUCUGUGACCUGUGUAAAUAACUGUUGGUUCUGGUUUCCCCAGACUGUACCUUCUUUCAAAAAAAAAUCAUUUUGUUUUCUUUGGUCUAAGUGAUUAUAAUAAAGCUGAUUUUUAAAAACUA